AUGGCCUUAGACAUCAGGGACGCCAAGAGUGGAUUCCGCCACAAUGAGGUGGUUGUUUUCAUCAACGAGGAGGUGAUCCGGUGUGGCGGUAGCCCUGCCUUCUACCUGACCUUCCAUUCGCGACCCUGGAAGGAUAUAGAAGAAGCCUUGAACUCUGUGGUGGUGGACACACAGGUGCCGCACGCCUUCAAGAAGGCCUGCGCCUGGAGUGCUUUGGCCCUGGGGGUGAGAGUGGCUGUGAGGCAGCGCGAGAAGCAGGUUCGCCGCAUCCGGCAACUGCAAGAUCAGGUAGCGAAGCGUGAGGUGGCGAUCUGGACCUUGGCCAUGGACCUGCAGAGGCUGAGUGAGGAACGCAACGAAGUCGUCUCCAAGCUGAACAGUGCAAGACACAACCUGAAGCAAGUGCUAAAUGAGCACGAUAUGUUAGAAAAGAAGCUGAUGGAGUUCGAGCUCUCUCGGAAAAUCCUUGCUGAGUGGCAAGAUGCCGGUCAGCCCAGUGCUAUGAAGUGCCCCCUGGCUAUAGAGGAGCAAAGUGAGACUAACAAAACAGGGUUUCAGAGUAAACGACAUGCAGUAUUAAAAAGGAAGACCCCGGUGGCAUUCACAACAGGUGUGGCAAAGCCCCUUAGUCCCGAGGCCUAG
Molecule: messenger RNA, 642 nt
Organism: Jaculus jaculus (lesser Egyptian jerboa)
Lineage: Eukaryota; Metazoa; Chordata; Mammalia; Rodentia; Dipodidae
Product: testis-expressed protein 13D-like
Exons: 1
Coding region: 1-642 (213 amino acids)
Source: RefSeq, a predicted model, not a curated record